AUGUGCGACUUCAUCUUCUUUGACUCCGUCUACAAGAACGACCGGAACUUCCUCGCUGACAGCGAUAAUUUUGACGUAGAUCUCCAGCAUUUCCUGGCAGUGAUUCCGAAAUACUCCAAGACAACAUUUGGCGUUGGGUUUGCCUUCGAGUAUCGUGGCACCCUGACUCAGGACUUGACUAGGACUGACCCCAUACCUUUGGAGGUGUUUUGGAAGCACGGAGUCUUCCACUUCGGCAUUCUGGAUGUACCGGUAUUCGGACUCAAGCCAUUCUACAUGGACGAUGUCUUCUCAUGCCUCAAGACUCUCGACGCAAUGUCUCAGAGGCAGCGGGACUCUGGCAAGGCUGCGUACAUCGUGCUCAGCGCCGUUCCUUACAAUGCAGGCUGGGUGAACUACGUGGCCGAUAAAAUGAAGUGA
Molecule: messenger RNA, 420 nt
Organism: Dermacentor silvarum
Lineage: Eukaryota; Metazoa; Arthropoda; Arachnida; Ixodida; Ixodidae
Exons: 3
Coding region: 1-420 (139 amino acids)
Source: RefSeq, a predicted model, not a curated record